Rosa rugosa (rugosa rose) is the source of this 1593-nucleotide messenger RNA. Its product is annotated as protein DETOXIFICATION 34-like. The coding region runs from base 1 to 1593 and encodes 530 amino acids. Gene Ontology annotation, biological process: xenobiotic detoxification by transmembrane export across the plasma membrane. Lineage: Eukaryota; Viridiplantae; Streptophyta; Magnoliopsida; Rosales; Rosaceae. The transcript is spliced from 7 exons. Gene Ontology annotation, molecular function: xenobiotic transmembrane transporter activity; antiporter activity. The record is from RefSeq and is a predicted model, not a curated record. Gene Ontology annotation, cellular component: membrane.
AUGAAGAUUACUAGCUCAUCCACUCUUGGAACUUCACCUGAUAGGAAACAAACCCUGGACAGAAAGAUUGAUGGAGUUUCCGCCAUGGAAAGUAUUUCAUAUCUCCACCAUGCCCCUACGACAUUUCUCGGGUCUAGAGAUGGAGAUUAUCCACCAACCAGAAGCUUUAAGGAUGCCAAGGACAUAUGUUUUGCAGAGACCGUAAAGCUUUGGACCAUUGCAGGCCCCAUUGCCUUUAACUUGUUGUGCUACUAUGGUAUUAACUCCUCCACAGCCAUCUUUGUUGGACAUAUCGGAGACGUGGAGCUCUCUGCUGUUGCAAUCUCUCUGAAUGUCAUCGGAAAUUUCUCUUUUGGCUUCCUGUAUGGUAUGGCAAGUGCACUAGAAACACUAUGUGGGCAGGCAUUUGGUGCAGGGCAAGUAGGUCUGCUAGGAAUUUACUUGCAACGCUCAUGGAUUAUAAUGACUAUUGCGUGCUCCUGUUUACUGCCAAUUUACAUCUACGCAGCACCAGUCCUAAAGCUUCUUGGCCAAGACGAGAACAUCGCAGAUGUAGCCGGGAAAUUAUGUAUCCAAAUCAUCCCUCAAAUGUUUUCAAUGGCCAUCAACUUCCCAACCCAAAAGUUCUUGCAGGCACAGAGCAAAGUUUCAUUUCUGUCACUGUUUGGUUUUGCAACUCUCGUAUUACACAUAGGACUCCUAUGUGUCUUCCUCAAAGUUUUCGGUUGGGGAAUGAGCAGCGCUGCUGCAGCAUUUAACAUCUCAUCCUGGGCAAUGACGUUGGCUCAGGUGGUUUAUAUAGUUGGUUGGUGUAGAGAUGGCUGGAAGGGAUUGUCAUGGUUAGCUUUCAAGGACUUAUGGUCCUUUGCAAAACUCUCUGUAGCUUCAGCUAUUAUGCUUUGCCUAGAGAUUUGGUAUUUCAUGACCAUACUAGUUAUCACUGGCCACCUUGACAAUGCUGUUAUUGCUGUUGGCUCCCUUGCAAUAUGCAUGAAUGUGAAUGGCUGGGAAGCAAUACUGUUUGUUGGGAUCAAUGUUGCGAUAAGCGUUCGGGUCUCCAACGAGCUUGGAUCAGCACAUCCUAGAGCUGCAGAAUACUCUGUCAUUGUCGCCAUCACCGAGGCUCUCCUUCUUGGGAUUCUUUUCGGGGUGGUUAUUAUGGCUGCAAAGGACAAUUUUGCCAUCAUCUUUACCAACAGCAAAGAGAUGCAACAAGCCGUGUCUCGUAUAGCUUUCCUCCUUAGUAUUACAAUGGUGAUUAAUAGUGUUCAGCACGUUAUUUCAGGUGUUGCUGUUGGAGGAGGGUGGCAAGCUCUGGUGGCUUACAUAAACUUAUUUUGUUAUUAUAUUGUUGGGCUACCUACUGGGUUUUUUCUUGGUUACCGAACAAGUAUGAGAGUUGAGGGAAUUUGGGUUGGUAUGAUAUUUGGAACAGUUUUGCAGACACUCAUCCUCUUGUACAUCCUUUAUAAAACCAACUGGAUCAAGGAGGUUGAACGAGCUACAGAAACAAUUGAACAGUGGACUGAAGAAGAACUAGUAGAAAUUGAUCAAGAACACAAGAUUGGACAAGAAUUGAAGGUGGAUCUCUAA